ACACACAACCGGAGUGUGAGUAGAGCGCAGAGUCGUGCUGUCGGUAUUUAUAGAGGCUGAAUCCCCAGCUCGGGAACACAGGACACACACACACACACACACACACACAGAUAGAUAGAUAGAUAGAUAGAUAGAUAGAUAAUGGGGAAAGACUAUUAUAAAAUCCUGGGCAUCGCGAGAGGAGCGGCGGAGGAGGACGUGAAGAAGGCGUACAGAAAGCAGGCGCUGAAAUGGCACCCGGAUAAGAACAAGGCGCACAACGCGGCGGAGAAAUUCAAGGAGGUGGCGGAAGCCUACGAGGUCCUGAGCGACCCGAAGAAGCGCGAGAUCUACGACCAGUACGGGGAGGAAGGUCUGAAAGGAGGAGGCGGAGGCGGCGGAGGAGGAGGAGGAGGAGGAGCCUCCGACGGACAGGGAAGCACCUUCACAUACACGUUCCAUGGCGACCCGCACGCCACCUUCGCCACCUUCUUUGGUGGCACCAACCCCUUCGAGAUGUUCUUCGGCCGCAAGGUGAACGGCAGAGACGAUGAGGACAUGGAAGUGGACACCGGGGACCCUUUCGGCUCCUUUAGCAGUUUCAACCUGAACGGUUUCCCUCGGGACCGGCAGCCUCGGCGCAAGCAGGACCCGGCGAUCCAUCACGAACUGCGCGUCUCGCUCGAGGAGGUCUUUCACGGCUGCACCAAGCGCAUGAAAAUCUCGCGGCGUCGCCUGAAUGCUGACGGACGCACUACCCGCACCGAGGACAAGAUCCUGUCGAUCGAGAUCAAGCGUGGCUGGAAGGAGGGCACCAAGAUUACCUUCCCACGUGAGGGUGACGAGUCCCCUGGCUGCAUCCCUGCCGACAUUGUCUUCGUCAUCAAAGACAAGCCACACCCACACUUUAGGAGGGAAGGGUCCAACAUCGUCUACCCCGUCCGCAUCAGUCUGCGCCAGUCUUUGUGUGGUUGCUCAGUUACGGUCUCCACGAUAGACGGGAAAACCUGCAAUAUGAAGAUCACGGAGGUCAUUAAACCAGGGAUGAGGAAGACCGUAGCGGGGCAGGGCCUGCCCUUCCCCAAGAACCCCGAGCAAAGAGGAGAUCUCAUAGUGGAGUUUGACGUGAACUUUCCCGACAGUCUACCGUCCAAUGCCAAGGACGUGCUGAAGCGCCAUUUACCCACCUCAUGAAGGGAGUGCGGCAAGAACUCCACAACGACGAUCGCCAGCUCCCCCAAUCAAGCACUCGGACAAAUCCCCGCUAUAAAUCCUAAAAAAAAAACUAUGUGCAAUUCAAGUUUUUUAAUCUAGUAGUCAGCAUUUGUGCUUUUUUAAAAUAUAUAUUUAUUAUAUAUUAUAUGUUGCAUGCCAAAAUUAGGUCAUAAACGUGCAAGUGCAAUCUUCAUGUCUGAAAGUAAACAUCAGAUUUGACUCCUUUGCCCGUAGCCUGCGUUGUUUUCAUUUUUAUCUUAACGUAUGGCGCUAGAGUAACACAUGUGCCGAUAAUCAAUUACGACGUUACAGUAUGACGCAAUAUCAAGCACAAUGUCAUUACCAUGGACAGCGCCGAAUAUUUCAGUAAAUAUUUCAGACGUAAUGUGCUUAAAGGCGAAUCUCAAACAAACACAUUUAACACCCAAAAUACAAGCUGCAUUUAGGUUUUAUUAGUCUCGUAGAUAAUAUUUAAUUUAACUCUUAUUGAUCCAUGAAACUUUGUUAAUUUUUAUUUGCGUUGCUCAAAACAUGUAACAUAAAUGAGAAGUUGAUAAAGCAGAUAUUAAUUAUUUUUUUAAAAUAGCAGAGAGUUUAUUUUUGUUUUACUAAAAUGCAGAAAAAUUUGCAGUAUUUCCCCUUAAGUUUCAAAUAUGUAGCAAAAGAAGUUUCCUGGAUAUUGUUGGUUUUAGUUUAAUUGGUCAUUUUAAUUAAGUAAAAGUGAAGGAGCAACAUCGCUUGGUAUCAUUUUGUUUCGUCGUUUGGGAAAAUACUAUAUAUGUAGCGUGAUUUACACUUUUGUUACUUUAACCUACUUUUUUGCCAUCUCCAGAUGUUGAGCGUGGUCCUGUCACGUGACAUAUCACAUUUCCACUAGGGGGCACCAUAUACCUCUAUUUACCUGCAGAUUGG
This is a messenger RNA of Clarias gariepinus (North African catfish), 2106 nucleotides long. It is a transcript of the gene dnajb4, whose product is annotated as DnaJ heat shock protein family (Hsp40) member B4. Bases 142 to 1173 code for a protein of 343 amino acids. The record is from RefSeq and is a predicted model, not a curated record. The transcript has 4 exons. Gene Ontology annotation, cellular component: cytosol. Lineage: Eukaryota; Metazoa; Chordata; Actinopteri; Siluriformes; Clariidae. Gene Ontology annotation, molecular function: protein-folding chaperone binding.